AUGACGACGAGAAAUGUGUCCACGUCAAGCUCAUUCAGUCUAAAGAGUAAUGGUUCGAAAAUUCAGUGUCAGAAGUUUAUCAACAACCUUCCUUCUGUCAAUACCGAUGAGGUUCUCAGAUACACGACUAUAGUGGUAUUACUAGAAUAUAUCAAUGAGCCCAGGUUCCGUAAAAGAGAAGUGACUAAUGCUAUUCCACUAUCAAGAGAGCUACCGCCAAAGACGUCCCGAACUAAGGAAGCCUCGCGAGCGAAGCGGAGGUCUUGGCUGUUUUCAGAUGACAUCGGUAAGAAGGACGACAUAAGCGAGGCAAAACAACUGCAGAGAUUUAUACCGGCUUUAGAGAACUAUCUGAAGAUGGUCACAAUAAACAAGAUUGAAUUGAGGAAAGGAUCGCUGCGUCGUAGUUUACUCAAGUUUUACAAUGACAGAUUUCUUGAUCCAAAAGCUUCGAAUCAGCUUUCAACUCUCACAAGGCUUGAUGAGCUCAUAAUACUAUUUACCAAAGCUGCUCAAACUGAGAUUGCAAAAGUUCCAUCCAGGAGGGACGACAAACAUGAGCUUUACAGCCAGAUCUGUGACUUCACUGACGUAAUAAGUUCGAUAGUUUUAGGAAAUGAAUCGUCCAAUUCGCAACUGAAACUGCGAUUGAAAGAGUACAAAGAGUCCUUCGGGAAUUCGAAGGGUGCCGUUUCUAGCCUCUCACCCAUCUCUCCCAAUAGUGAACCUAGGACUAAUUUAAUAGAGAGCUCCAUCAAGCCCUCAUUCAAAAUCUCCGAUGUCAAGAUUUCAGCCUAUUUAAUGGAGCUCUUUGACAUCUCCGAAGUUGAAUUUCAGCAAGAGCUCAUAAAAUGUGUCAACGUAAUUGAUAUUGACGCAGUCGGACAGUCCAUCAGAACGUUGAAAGAAAAAACAAUGCAGCAAGGCAACUUGGGGCCAGAGCCUCUAUUUUCCGAUCUUGAUGUGUUUAGAAUUUAUCAAGAGAAAGAGUUGCAGGAACUCGGGGCCAUGACAGCAAGAUUGGCCUCGGCGUACCAGCUGCACACAGAGGCAGGUGGCAAAGGAUUUGGCGCCGAGAGCAACUAUUUCCCCAAAAGUUCUGCUAACAUAUACGUUCAAUUGCUGCGCAUGAUCUUGGACAAAGAAGCUGAUAUGCAUACAAUCUCGUUAAACCUUAGCAAGGAAGCUCUUUUUCUCAUCAAUAAAUGCGCCUCCUACUGGCGGCUAACGUGGCCUUCGACGAAAGCCAGCCUGAUACUUACAGCGGCCAAUGCAGGACCUUUGGCAGGUAAGUGUCUGAAUCCUGUUAUGUUUGAGAAAAUCACCGGAUUGAUAUCGACAAGAGUUUUCGGCGGCGCUGAUAUUAUUGAAGAUCAUCAGCUAUGGAAGUCUAUCGAUCAAAAUAUUUGGUUAGACAACAUGAUUUGCAACCUCGAGCAAACUUUCAAUAUAUUGUGUCUUUUGGUCUCCGAAAUCCAUCAAAAACCCAGGCCAAAAUUUUCACAGACUUUGAAGGUCUACUACGAGAUAAUAUCUUCCUGUGAGCUUUUGGGAUAUGAUGUGACCAACUCCGAGCUUUAUCGAAAGUAUAUGAGGCGCCUUCGCCGCUCUUUCUUUAAAGCAACCGAACACUUUUAUGUCAGUUUAGUCAGAGGUUUACCAAGAGAUAGACUGCUCGAGUUCUUUGACGUCAAAAACAUCGCAGACAGCAUUGUGUCAGAGAUUCAGAUGGUGCAAAAAAUGUAUCCAAAAGCUUUACUAGACGAGGUUAGUCUGCCAGUUGAAAGUGGAAGAACACUAACCGAGGCCUUUGGAUUAGAUUGCGCGCCUAUACUAUCUCAAAUUGAGGUCUCGAAUAACCAAAAUGAUUCUAAGCUUCCACUUCAAGAUGCAGUGGAAACAUACAAAUCCUUGCGAGAAUUGCAAGAUGUUUAUAAUCAAGUUCAAGGCUCGAAGAGAUUCCCUUGCAAACUGGAAAAGUACUUUCUCAAGUACGUGUCAAAGCUAUGUGACGAAGCUUGUGAGAGUACAGUUGAUGUUGUGCAGACGGCGAUUGCCAAAGAAACUUGGGAGCCUAUCAGCACUUCUCUGGGGUACAGCACAUCUGUCAUAGAUGUUUUUAAAAUGAUUAAUGAAUCAAUUGACCUGUUUGUGAAACUAGACUGGCAAAGUAGAUACCAGAUUUCCAAAAUCUAUACUUACCUGCUGAAAGCGGUAGCUGACGGCUUGAGCCUGUAUUCCAGCGCCGUCACAGACAUAAUCGAGAGCGAUAUCAAGACGAUUCAGGAAGAAACUCAGGUAAAAGAGAAAGAUGAAGAUCAUCUAACGAAUCUCAAUCCCUUUGCUCACUCGACUAAAACUAAGAUGAAAAAUUCAUGGGUCUACACGGAGAUGAAGAAUGCGCUCAAGUCCGCGGAUGUAGUGGCUCCACAGCCCUUCGAGUUCAAACUACGAACGUGUACCUGUUUGAGCAAUUUGAAUCAAAUGUUGCUGCUUAUCAAUGGUCUAGAGGAUCGCAUCGAUCCAGAAGGAAUUUCAAAAGUGAUUCGCAAUCAUGAGCAGGUUGAUGCAAAGUCGAAGAUGAUGACCGAGAAGCAGAAUAGAAGCCUUAGACGUCUGUACACUAUCAAAGUAAUACGCGCAGAAAACCUGAGUAGCUCAGCCCAGGAAUCCAACGUUUUGGCAGCCGUGAGUAUUGUGGAUACAAAAUUGAGACGCGAAGUCGCCAGAACCCGAGAAGUUUUGAAGUCUGGACGCCCAGUGUGGAAUGAAGAAUUUGAACUUGAUGCUGCUAUGAAUGAGACGCGUUUCUUGAACAUUAUUCUGUGGUAUCACAAAACAAAGUUCGGUUCCCUUACUCCUAGUGUCCAUGGCAGAGCUUCCCUAGGCUUAGAACCGAACAAAUUCAGUGAAGAUGGUCUUCCUCAACAGGUUUGUUUGAAUCUUGAUACUCGUGGGAGGAUUCUAGUCGAAAUAGCCGUGGAAACCGAAAAACUGGAUGCACUAUUUUCGAUGGGCAAGGCCUUUAGAUCAGUGACUCGGGCCCGCGACCGAUCCAUCGAGCUCGUGGUAAACAAAUUCCAGGUAUUUGUAUAUUUCGCAUUCUCGAUUUCGACACUGAAAACCGUUUGUGGACCUAAUGGGAUCAGUCAGGCAAGUGAGUCGGUCAUUUAUGACUCAAUAGUGCCGCUUUUUGAUUAUCUCAAUUCGAAUCUCAAUAUCUUGGCCUCUCAUCUACCGCGUGAACUUCUUCUCAAAAUAAUGCUAGAGGUAUGGGAGGUUGUGUUGAUCAGAGCCGAUGAGCUUCUACUUCCUUUCUUAUACGAUGUACACGGACAACGGAACUCAGAUUCCAAAACGAAGGUGAAGUCAAUAUGGGAGAAUGCCGUGGAUGCUGCCAAACAUGGAAUCAAUUCUUCCAUAAACUCGGAAAGGCCCCUCACUCAAAUUGAAGUUCACACCGUUUUCGAAUGGCUACGAGCUCUUUGCGUCGACUUUUUCCACAACAAUGGAGAAGGUCCAGCCCUAAAGGAUCUCAAGAACAAACACUACCAAGCCUUACUAUUCAUUCCGGUGUAUUACGAUAAAUCCGUGGUUCAGCUUAAAGCAGAGGCGGAAACCCUUCAUCAGGAGUAUCGCAACUUACUAUUCAGUACCAACGACAACAAAGACGCUCAAAAUGACACUGCCCCAAAAUUGUUGGGCAAGCGAACAAAAAGCAUUGCGCGAAGAAAAACCGUUCUCGCCAACGCGUCACGCAAACGAAGAGUUCAGCUCGAUAAAGAGAUUGAAGCUGCUGAAAACAAUCCUUUGGACAGUGUGACAGCAACUCAGGAUAUUCUAUUGCGAAUACUUAUUGCAAAGGGAGAAACAGAUUAUGUUGCAAGAAGCCUCGAACUUCGCGAGAGUUUGAACAAGGCUCUUUUCACCGAGAAUAUAGUUAAAGCUGCUCGUUCUAGUCACCAUUAG
Molecule: messenger RNA, 3969 nt
Organism: Lachancea meyersii CBS 8951
Lineage: Eukaryota; Fungi; Ascomycota; Saccharomycetes; Saccharomycetales; Saccharomycetaceae
Source: the annotation of a GenBank genome assembly